This is a messenger RNA of Lichtheimia ornata, 1374 nucleotides long. RefSeq lists its product as uncharacterized. NCBI's taxonomy places the organism in Eukaryota, Fungi, Mucoromycota, Mucoromycetes, Mucorales, Lichtheimiaceae. The record is from RefSeq and is a predicted model, not a curated record. The transcript has 3 exons. Gene Ontology annotation, biological process: regulation of transcription by RNA polymerase II. The coding region runs from base 1 to 1374 and encodes 457 amino acids. Gene Ontology annotation, molecular function: RNA polymerase II cis-regulatory region sequence-specific DNA binding; DNA-binding transcription factor activity, RNA polymerase II-specific; protein dimerization activity.
AUGCUUCGCUCAAUGAAUGACGGCAGCUUGGAUACCACUUUACUAUCUACAUCCACUGCAGAAGGCCUGGAUAGUUUGAUGGCAUCGCUUCCGCCCGAUCAACAAAAGUAUUUUCUUGAAGAUGAUAUUUUUACUCCCCUGAUAUCACCUGCCAUGACACCGUCAAUGAGUUACCAACCUCAUCACCAGAGCGUUCAUGCUCCUCAUCAUCCUCACCAACAAUAUCAGCAUCAUCAACAACAACAGCAUCAACAACAGGAUGUUGAUUUUUCACCACUAACGUCACCUGCCAUCAUGCCACAGCCUUCUGGAGACAUGACACCUGGUCAAAUCUACGAGCAAUACGAACAACUGGAACGUGCUAAAAUGAUGAUCACACGCCGCUUGUCCGAGUUACAGCGAAAGCGCCCUCGAGAGGAAGCUAUUCCUCAACAACAACAACAGCAGCAGCAGCUACAAACGCAUCAUUUACAACAGCAGCAAUUUCACCAUGCUCAACAACACCAUCAUCCGCUGUCAACACGUCCACCACAACCACGACAACCACCAUCAUCAUCAUCGGCCAAAGUACCCUUGUCACCAGCAGGAUCGCCUUGCAUUGAACCUGUGACACCAUCAUCAUUGAUGAAUAUCAAGUCGCAUCCAAAUGGGCAACAACAUGAACCAUCAAUGCCAGUUCAGGUACCACCAGCAGUAUCAACUCCUCAAACACCCGCUGCUGUACCACCACCAUUGAUGCCUGUCAGUAGUGCACCGCCAACAACUUCGUCAACCACAUCAUCUACAAGGUCAUCACCAACAAGUGGUAGCAAUAAACGAUCACGUCGUAUUGCCCCAGCACAACAAAAUCAGCAACAAGAACAUGCAUCAUCACCUCGUGCUCUUAAACCUCUUCUUAUUAGCCCGACAAUGAGACCAGGACCUGUUGCUGUGCCUGCCGAUGCUGAGCGUAUGUUGGCUACGCGAUCCAAUUAUCAAAACCUUAUGGAAGGCAAGGCUGCUGCUUUGGGUAUUGCAUUUUCAUCCACCAUCAAAAGUGGUCUCGAGAUUCGUCGUACAGCUCACAAGGCUGCUGAGCAAAAACGACGUGAUUCGCUCAAAGAGUGGUUUGAUCGUUUACGACGUGAAGUCGAUGAAGGCUAUGUGAAAAAGAACGUGACACCUCCAGCGCCGCCUGUUGAUGAUGGCGAAUCAUCCAAAGGUGAUGAAGAGAGCAAACCACUUUCCAAAGUGUUACUUCUCAAAUAUGCAUACGAAUACAUUUCAUUGCUCAAAUCCAACAUUGAGCAACGUGAUCAGCGUAUCUAUCAACUUGAACAACAGCUCAACAACAACAACAACAACAACGACAACAACAAUGAUGCAUCAACUUGA